ACCACUGGUGCGCAUCAGACUAGUUUCGUUCACUGUCUCUUAGUAGACCAAGAGAGAUUUAUUAUCAACUCUUGCCAUCAUUGCGUCCUCAUAUAUACUUAGCGAAACUACGGAGGACUUGACCGUUCAAUCACCCGCGACAGGAAGCAUACAUCUGACACUGGAUUGAGAGUCACUUCGAGGAAUACGGACAGAAACAUGCUCAGUGUGGCCACUAUCAGCAGUCAAAACGCUGUUGUUUAUGCACCUUCAGUUGCAACCUCAGCAACUUCGAAGACCAGGAGCAGAUACUGAUCACGAAGAUCAAAGUCAGUCCACAACAGAGUACAUCAAAGCUUCACAUCCAUUAAGUAUCUCGUACAUCUGACAUGGGAUCUAUGCAAAUCAAAGCUGAAGAAGCCGAGUUACCUCCGGAGAGAAGAGUGGGAGAUGGAUCUAUCAGUUUGAGAGGAAAGCCAUCAGAUAAGUCUAAGUCGGGGACAUGGCGAGCCGCUUCAUUCCUCUAUGUUAUCGUAUUCGUAAACUCCCUAGUUUUGCUUGCUCUACAAGGGAACCUCAUCACGUACACAGUCAAUAUCUUGCACCUUGACGUGGCCACUGCUGCGAACCUCACCAACUAUAUUGCCGGCUCAACGAUGGUGGCUACCAUAAUCUUCGGAUUUAUUGCUGAUGCCUACAUCCUACCUUUUUGGGUCAUCGCAGCAUCGUGCGUCGUCUAUGGUGGGGGCCUUAUUGGUUUGGUGCUCGCUGUAUCGCUACCAAAUCUGAUACCUCCCCAAUGCGACGAGGCCGUAUGCCCGCCUGCCAGUCAGCACAUCCAGAGCGUGUUCAUGGCAGGACUGUUUAUUACAGGUUUGGGCGCUGCAGGAAUCAAGCCUACAGUGCUGUCCUUGGGGAGGCAGCAAUUUGACUACACGGAUCCCGUGGAGAAAGAGAAAGGAAUUCUAUUUUUCUCCUACUACUAUGCAGUGUUUGAAGCUUCCCUUUUGCUGGCCACCACUGUCUUCUUCUGGCUUCAGACAGACGUCGGCUUCAAGGAAGGAUAUUCCACAAUGGCAGGGACUUUUUAUGCAGGCAUCAUCAUCUCCCUCUUUGGCAUUCGCUAUUUGAGACACCAAAAGCCCGUGGGCAGUCCGCUGACAAUUUUGGCCAAGGUGAUUGUUGCCGCCACGAGGAACUGGCGCAAGCCUUUACCAGCAGAUGGUUCUAAUUUGUACGAACUCGAAGGAGAGACGUCAGAUAUACAGCUCAAUCGCAUCCGUAAGAUAACUCACAGCGAGGGACUGAAGUUUCUGGACAAGGCUGCGGUCCUGCCCGAUGAUGCGAAACGUCUUAGUUCCGAUCAGAAACAGCAACUGAUGCGCGAGUGGAAGCUGUGCACCGUGACGCAAGUCGAAGUUCUGAAGGUGGUGCUUCUGUUGUUUCCGAACUGGCUGUGUUCCUGCUUCUUAUACGUUGCGGCAGCUCAGAACAUGACGUUCGGCGUGCAACAAGUGUCCGGAAUGGAUCGCCACUGGGGGAGCUUCACUUUUCCUCCGGCUACCGUUAUGACCGUGAGCAUUGUCUCCUCUCUCUUGUGGAUCGCGGUCUACGAGUACGUCCUCCUCCGUCCUCUGAAGAAAUGGACCGGCCACCCUCGAGGCUUGUCGCCUCAGGUCAGAACGGGCCUGGGCUUGUUCUUCGCGGCAGCAACGAUGGGCGCCUCUGCUUUGGUCGAGAUGAGGAGGGUGAGCGUGAUUCGAGCCCAUAAUAUCACCGACCUGCAGGUGAAGCGUGGACUAAUCCCGAUGAGCGCCGCAUGGGUGCUCCCCGAGCUUAUAUUGAUGGGUUUCAGCCACCCUUUACUGGGAACUGCCAUGCUGGAGCUCUACCAUCAAGAAUUUCCCGAAAAUAUGGUCAGUCUUUCCAUGGCUCUGACGUUUGGUUGUCAGGCACUUGGUCGAUUUAUCACGAUUGGUAUUGUCAAUGCAACCGAACGGUUCUCUGGUGAUGGCGGCGCCAAAAGCUGGCUGAAGAGUGGGUUCAAUACUGGAGGCUUGGCCAACUACUACUGGUUACUCACUGUCAUAAUGUUCGUCAAUCUUUGUGUUUUCGUUCUGUAUGCACACUUUUACACUUAUAAAAAUUUGAGAGAGGACGAUCAAACAGAGUCGACUGUAAAGGCAAACUCUGAUGAAGCUUCUGAAUACCAAGUGAAGAUCAGAUCAGACUCCGCAGAUGAUUCGAACAUAGAUGAUGGAAGUAAGAAGCUGGUACGGAGAUCCGUUCAAGUCUGAUUCGAACAUAGAUGAUGGAAGUAAGAAGCUGGUACGGAGAUCCGUUCAAGUCUGAUCUAAUCAACGCUCUGUAAUAUAAAGAUACAAGGUGUAUUUGUAUUAUUCUCACAAUGUGAUAACACAUUUGACCAAUAUUUGAAGCUGGAAAUCAUAACUGUCGAUGAGGCAGUACUACUGCGAGAACGCGUAAUACCGUGAGAUUUGUGUUCUGAUGAACUUCUCGUGAAAAUCAACUGUACUGGCCUCAAUAGCGUCUGUGCAGCUCCAGCUUUCUUUUGGACUCUUUGUCAAGAGAUCCUUCCUUUUGAACCGUCAGUUGCCUUAUUGAAGUCCUCGUCACAGAAAACCCAUAGGUAUAACUGGGACGAGAAGAUAUAACCCAUGAUAAUUGCGUUAUCCAAGGAGUCAUCUCACUGCGGGCAGCCCACCUUCUACUCCAGUCUCACCAUAUGCACCCAUUACACUAGGUAAAAGAAUUAUAUAAGCUAGAGAUUGGAGUGUGUAUGUUCAG
Molecule: messenger RNA, 2787 nt
Organism: Marchantia polymorpha subsp. ruderalis
Lineage: Eukaryota; Viridiplantae; Streptophyta; Marchantiopsida; Marchantiales; Marchantiaceae
Source: the annotation of a GenBank genome assembly